This is a messenger RNA of Cryptotermes secundus, 4719 nucleotides long. It is a transcript of the gene Gnptab, whose product is annotated as N-acetylglucosamine-1-phosphotransferase subunits alpha/beta. The transcript is spliced from 13 exons. Gene Ontology annotation, molecular function: UDP-N-acetylglucosamine-lysosomal-enzyme N-acetylglucosaminephosphotransferase activity. Gene Ontology annotation, biological process: carbohydrate phosphorylation; N-glycan processing to lysosome. Bases 88 to 3705 code for a protein of 1205 amino acids. The record is from RefSeq and is a predicted model, not a curated record. NCBI's taxonomy places the organism in Eukaryota, Metazoa, Arthropoda, Insecta, Blattodea, Kalotermitidae. Gene Ontology annotation, cellular component: Golgi apparatus.
UUAUAGAUUUAAUGAAUGGCCGUGAAGGCUUUGAAGUGAUGCGUUAAUGUGGCAUUAUGUUAUUUUCUAGUUAUAUUGAGGAUUAUUAUGACUUUAUGGAAAAUAGUACAAAGACAUAUUUAUGAUUUAUUGUCCCAUAAGUAUUCCGUAAUAAUUAUCUUAAUAUCUCUCAGUACGAUAUUGGUGUCAGUUAUUCAUUUUGGAGAGGUUUGGAUGACAUGGAGUCAAGAGAAAUAUGAAACAGUCUUUAAUUCAUUCAGUGAUAAUAUUGUGGGAAAGUCACUGCAGAGCAAACUGUGUCAGAAUGUACCAAUUGAUGUAGUGUAUACAUGGGUAAAUGGGUCAGACCCCAUUCUACUACAGCAACUUCAGCAGUAUCAUCUACAGCUUCAAAAAGAAUCGUCAAUAAAAUGUCCUUAUGCAAAUUGCGCACCUUCUCACAUUCUCACAUUCAGAGAUCAGCUCUUAGAUGAGGCAGUUGAAGAUGCUCUUUUGCUCGCUGGCUUUCAAGGGAAAAAUGCUUCACUGAGGCAUAGAGUGACAGUUGAAAACAAUAACUGGACUUUUAUUGAAUUUUACUCACCAGAACUAGCAGCUGAAGCUAUGAAAUUUAUGUUAAAGUCCAAUGUUACCAUAUGUCAUGCUCACUGGACUUCAGAUAGCACAGUCUCUAAAACAAGUGGAGAUGCUGCUAAUACCGUCAUGAUCAGUGGAAUACCGAACACCUUGAUUAAAGAAGCGGGGAAUAGUGUGCACACAGAACUGGCAAGGCAUUUGCAGUCAAAGAUACAAAACAUGUGGGUGUAUGCUGAGAAAGGACUGGCAGUGGUUGAAGUGGAGUCAUCAGAAUCUGUCAGUAGAAUCCUGCAGUUGCUGAGUAAUGUGACUAUAGGUGGGAAUAUAGUGAAUAUAAGUAAAGCGUACCUUAUCCUUGAAAUACCUCUUGUAUACAACAGUAAGGACUUUUCUCCAUCACGUUUUGAGGACAAAGAGGAACUACGCUACUCAUUACGAUCCCUUGAGAGAUUUGCUCCAUGGGUACGACAUGUUUACCUUGUGACAAAUGGCCAGAUACCAUAUUGGCUAGAUAUGGAAAAUCCCCGGCUAACUGUUGUAACUCAUGAUCAAAUCUUCCCUGAUCCGUCACAUCUUCCAACAUUCAGCAGUCCUGCCAUAGAAAGUCAUAUACACAGGAUUCCAGGUCUUUCUCGCAAAUUUCUGUAUCUGAAUGAUGAUGUCAUGUUUGGGAAAGAAGUUUGGCCAGAUGAUUUUAUUACAAACACUAAUGGUCAGAAGGUGUACCUCUCAUGGCCAGUUCCAGAUUGUUCAGAUAGUUGUCCUUGGUCCUGGGUGGCUGAUGGUUCUUGUGAUGUGUCUUGCAACAUAUCAGAAUGCUCCUUUGAUGGUGGAGACUGUGAUCUGAGUGCUGAAGAUGAUAUUGGUCUCUAUGAUGAGAACCGACAUCUUGCAAACUAUGAUGACAAUGUUAAUUUGUACAAUGAAAAUCAUCAUGAAUCCAUUAAUGAUAAUUUGUUCCACAAUAUAAACUUUGGGGGAGACGUAGUUUUGGAAGAUCUCCAAGAUCCUGGAAAGAAGAUGAAUAGUCUUUUAGAUGUAUUAAUUAAAACAAAUGCUAAAAAAGACAGUUUUAAAGGAAACCUCCCAUUCCUAAGAGAAUUUGAUGAAAUUAAGUAUAAGAAUUCAAAUGGCAGCAGAAAUAUUAGUGAUACAGAUAAUACACCACCAUUCAUAUACAAACACAACAUCACAAGUAAAUUUCUUCUUUAUAGAGAGAUUAAACUUGAUUCAAAAAAGACAGCAAAUCAGCACAGGAAAAAUAAUAAUCCUCAACAAUAUGAAGAAAUCUAUGGAGGAGAAGGAAAUAACACACUGUGUAUGCAGAGAAUACCUCAGGUUCAAGAAGGAAAGAAAGAAAAUACAAGCUCUGACAACACAUUCAUUGUACGUGGGUCAGCUCUUGUACACCAGCAGAAACAUAGUUGGUAUGUAGGUGAUAACUUGCUUAUUAACACAAGAACUGGAAAUAAUGACAAUCGUACAAACACUGAACAUAGUACUCAGUCAUAUGUUGAUAAACUUUCUGGUAACAGCAGCGCCAGUGUACAUCAUUAUCAUGUAGAUAAUGCAGAUGUGCCUGGAGAAUUGUACCUAAGACAUACAAAUCAGAAUGCAAGUUAUGUAAAAGAAACUGAAUUAAAAAGGAAUUAUAGUGAUAGGUUUGUAGCAUGGGAAAAAUGGCAGAAUGUACAGAGUUCUGCAUUCGGUAAGAAGAAUGUGAACCAUAGUCUUUUGUAUAGCAAUGAGACAUUUCAUGAAAAACCUAAUGAGGGUCAGCACAUUCAUAGUGCAAAAAAAUCAAACCAGACUUAUGGAACAGGGAAAUCUUUCAGCUCACAGACAGUUAAACGUGAACCUGUCAGAGAUGUUUCUGCUUACAAUGCCAGACUUCGUAAGUUGUACCUGAAACUGAAUGGUAAAUCUGAUGAACUGCAGCCAUUAUAUGCAAAACACAAUCCUCCUUCAGCAGAUGUAAAUCGUAUGCAUGCAGAACUUCAGCAUAUUGAUUAUGAUGUGGAUUGGAAAAAUGGAGAUAAAGUUUCUAACAUUCCUAAAAAGAAACGGAAGGUAGUAAAAAUGUUUGAUGCUCAGCAGUAUCACAUCUCACCUCCAGGAAAGAAACCUCAUGACACAUUUGCUGAGUCCCUUUUGUAUGUGAACAGGUUGUACAAUCAGGAGUUUGGCUUUGAACCUCGUAAGGUUCCAGCCCACAUGCCACAUCUUAUUGACAUCGAUAUUAUGGAAAGUCUUCAAGCAAGAUUCAGUAAACAGUGGCACCUCACUUCAUCCCACAAGGUGCGCCAUCCACAUGAUAUGCAGUUUGCAUUCUCGUACUUUUAUUUUCUGAUGAGCAGCAAGGUGACUCUUCCACUGUCAGACAUUUUUGAUAUUUUUGAUACUGAUGAUUCUGGGACAUGGUCAGAUCGAGAGAUCAGGACAUUAUUAACUCGUUCAUAUGAUUUGCCACUUAACUAUGCAAGAGUCGUCAAGUUUGAGAAUGACAUUGUCAACUGUUCUAAGGAGCUGUCAGAGGAACUGUCAAAUGUAAAUGUUCCUACUCCCCCAUAUGAACGCUAUCAAGAUUCAAACCUGCCAGUUGUUAGCAAAACUCUUGUCUCCAACUGCAAACCUGUGGUGGAUAUGCUGGUGAAAAAAUUUGGUGACAGAAAGAUGUACAGGUAUCAAGUUGAACGGGACAAACACCAAGAUGUAAGCUUCAAGAUGCUCAGCUCAAAUAUAACACAAUUGGUAUCUCAUCUAGAUGAUGUUCGUCGGGAUCCAAAAAAAUUUAUCUGUCUGAAUGAUAACCUAGACCCAAAGCGAGAGGAAGAUAAUGCUGUGGCUCGCGCUAUUCUUCACGAUAUGUAUGAGUCACUGUUUCCACAGCCUUCAUCUUUUGAACUUCCACCAGAAUUCCGCAAUCGGUUCUUGCAUAUGACAGAAUUGGAGGCAUGGCGAACCAACAAGAAUACUAUCCGAACAGUUGUUUACAUUUGUCUGACCAUCCUUAUCACAUUCACAUUAGUCAACUUCUUUCAUGUGGAGUGCCGCUGGUUGCAGCGAAAGUUAUGUCAAAGGAUGAGACAGCAAUACCACAGAGAAACACCAUUAGUUCCAUGUGUUUGAUGCUUUGUAAACAGUCUCACAGAUAUUGUAAACCUGUGUGUUUGGUUUAGAUAUCCUGUAGUUGAAAUUUGUUAAAAUCACAUGUUCAGGUCAUGAAACAUGAAUAGGUACAAGUAUGUCAUGUUCUCAUUUGAGGACAUAAAAGCACUUCUGUGUAAAUUGUUGCUUCUAACCCUUUAUCUUGCAAGUGUUUAUGUUUACUUUCAGCCUUCAUUUGACAUUGCUGAAUAUUUCACUAACUGGAUACUUCAGUAGAUUGUACUAUAUGUGGGAGCAGGAUUCCUCUCAUACAUUGACUACAUUUUUUCAUAUGGUAAAUAAUAUAUAAUUAUUAUUUUCUUCUCAAACAAUGAAGCAUUAUGGUGUGUUUAAAUGGAGUUGAGUGAGGGUUAAUCCAUUCUCUGUUUGUGAAAAUGUAUACGUAUCAAAAGAUUGUGCAUUGCUGGUUGUCAGCAUGUUUCCUGUUUCUCAGUUACAUUUCAAGCCAAUUGAAGCUCCCUAAAUUUGUCACUGUCCUUGCAAUUCUAGCUGACACCCUUGGACAUAGGCUACAAAAGUAAAGGAACUACCUUCUGAGGUGUAAACUGCCAUAAACAUUUAUCAUUAUGUGCUCAUCAUGCUUCUCUGUUCAUUUGACCAAUAUGACCCAAAUCCAUCCAAACAGAUCCCUCACUUCAUGCUUCACUUUCACUCCCUUUAAUGUGGUCAAAAGUGUAAAUGUCCCUCAUCCAUAAGGUCACAGUAUUUUGCAGUUCACCUGUUAAGUAUCAUCUGACAUCAUCAUUGCUUCCCCUAAUAGAGCAUAAUGCAACACAGAUUACUAUAAUACAUAUUAUUCAGUAAUGUUGUGAAUUCUGAAGUGAAAAUAUUGCAAUUUUUAGUUGAUGUAACUACUUCCAUGACAAAGUAUAUUUGUCCUUAGUCUGAGCAAUGAUUCCAGUGCCAUAUAAACAUGUAGUACAAGUGUAUGUUCUAAUGGAGAUUAUACAAAAUAGUGGUUAUUUUUAGACUGUA